This is a messenger RNA of Conger conger (European conger), 3214 nucleotides long. Its product is annotated as G-protein-signaling modulator 2-like. The transcript is spliced from 15 exons. Lineage: Eukaryota; Metazoa; Chordata; Actinopteri; Anguilliformes; Congridae. Gene Ontology annotation, molecular function: GTPase regulator activity; protein binding. The record is from RefSeq and is a predicted model, not a curated record. The coding region runs from base 392 to 2398 and encodes 668 amino acids.
AGGAAUAUAAUUUAGCCUAAUUAGAUUAGAUCAAAUUAAACCGUUAUAUAAGCUAGCGUUAAUAUGUAUAUUACCAGUUUUAAAGAAAUUUGUUUCAUGUGAUCUUUACAAUUAACUUUUAACGUAAUACCACGACAGAGCUAGGGCUAACGUUAAAUGGAAUACAAUUGCGGCAGGGGUUUAGCUUGCCAUGUUUCUAGUGCAGCAUGAAUCGCAAAGAAACACAUUUAUGAAGCAGUGAGGCUCUCAGGAUUGGUCCGAGGCGGCUGCUCCUCUUCUCCUUAAGGUGAACUCUUUAACUGAACCUGGACCGUCUGGAUUCACCAGGAUUUUACCCACUCUCUCACCCUUUUUUUGGACUUUAGGAUCGCCCCACCUAUUAUGCUCCUCAAUGGAUGAAAGUGGUUUUUUGCUUAGCGUGCGUGAUGAGGACCAGUCCUUUCAUGUCCGUUACAGAAUGGAAGCCUCAUGUCUGGAACUGGCCCUGGAGGGAGAGAGGCUGUGCAAGGUGGGCGAUUACCGCGCUGGUGUCUCCUUCUUCGAAGCAGCCAUUCAGGUGGGGACUGAAGACCUUCAGAUCCUCAGCGCUAUCUACAGUCAGCUGGGGAACGCCUACUUCCAUCUCCACGACUAUGCCAACGCCCUGGAGUACCACCAUCACGACUUGACCCUAACUAGAGCUAUUGGAGAUCAGCUUGGUGAAGCGAAAGCAAGUGGUAACCUUGGAAACACAUUGAAAGUUUUAGGGCAGUUUGAUGAAGCUGCAGCUUGCUGUCAGAGACACCUGGACAUUUCCAGGGACCUUAAAGAUAAGGUUGGACAGGCAAGAGCGUUUUAUAACUUUGGGAAUGUGUACCAUGCCAAGGGGAAGAGUAUAUGCUGGAGUGGGACUGACCCGGGCGAGUUUCCAGAGGAGGCCAUGGCAGCACUGCGGAAAGCAGCCGAAUUCUAUGAGGCUAAUUUGUUGAUUGUGAAGGAGCUCCGGGACCGCGCGGCCCAAGGUCGGACAUACGGUAACCUUGGAAACACACACUACCUGCUGGGAAACUUCCGGAGUGCUGUGGUAGCUCAUGAGCAGCGCCUCCUGAUUGCAAAGGAGUUUGGUGACAGAUCAGCAGAGAGGAGGGCGUAUUGUAACCUUGGGAAUGCAUACAUCUUCCUUGGAGAAUUUGAAGUGGCAGCUGAACAUUACAAGAGAACUCUGCUGCUGGCUCGACAGCUCAGGGAUCGGGCGGUGGAAGCCCAGGCCUGCUACAGCCUGGGGAACACCUACACCCUGCUGCAGGACUACGAGAGGGCCAUCGACUACCACCUCAAACACCUCAUCAUCGCGCAAGACCUCAACGACAGGAUUGGAGAGGGAAGAGCCUGCUGGAGUUUAGGGAAUGCCCACACAGCCCUCGGGAACCAUGACCAGGCCAUGCACUUUGCAGAGAAACAUCUGGAAAUCUCCAGAGAGAUUGGAGACCAAAAUGGCGAGCUGACUGCCAGAAUGAACGUGUCAGACCUACAGAUGCUGCUGGGUUUAAACUGCAGCACCAAGAACUCUUCUGCACCUGAGAACCAGGACAUUGACUACAACCAUCACGGAGCAAGACCCAGAAUGGAAAGGAGACACAGCAUGGAGAACAUGGAGCUGGUGAAACUGAGCCCGGACAAGGGUCAGAACUGGAACAAUGACAUCCUCACCAAGCAGCCCAAAUCGUCUCUGGCCAAGACGUCCUCCAAGCUUUUUUUCAUCAACCGUUUAAGGGGCAAGAAGAACAAGAGCAGUGACCCCUCUAGGAACGUUGUGCAGGAUACCAGCAGCACCCUGGCUGUGCCUGAGGUGGAGGAGCCCAAGGAGAGAGACAGCCCCGACAUGCUGGGAGAUGAGGGCUUUUUCGACCUCCUCAGUCGUUUCCAGAGCAACCGCAUGGAUGACCAGAGGUGCUCUAUACAGGAGAGCAGGGGUGCACUGUCUGUGCCCUCCAGUCCGCCCUCCCCCCCGGCCCGAGCCAUUCCCAAGUCCCGGUCGGAGAACGACGCCACCCCGCACAACCGGCAGCUCCUGGACAUGGUGGCCACCUCGCAGAGCCGCCGUCUGGAUGACCAGCGGGCCAGCGCCGGCAACCUGCCGGGCCUGCGGCUUAGCCAGCACAACGGCCAGUCCGUCCUCAGCCACCUGAUGGCUAGUGCCGACGGCAGGGAGCCCGACGACGACUUCUUCGACAUGCUCGUCAAGUGCCAGGGCUCCAGGCUGGAUGACCAGCGGUGCGCCGCGCCCCCUCCUGCCACCAAGGGCCCCACAGUCCCGGACGAGGACUUCUUCAGCCUCAUCCUGCGCUCUCAGGCCAAGCGUAUGGACGAGCAGCGGGUGCCCCCACCCUCCGACCCCGGCCUGCCAAACCCCGACUGAACUCUCCUGCUCCAGAGGGACCCCUCAGGCAGCAGUGCGGCUCUCUGUAGCACCGCAGACUUUACGGUCUGCUUCCCAGGAGACCUUACGCUGCUAAACUGUCUGUUAUGAAGUGAACAGACCACGGGCAGCCCCGCGCAACGGACUAAACUCUUCCGACACACUGCAGGGAUUCUCUGGUGAAUUUUUUUUUUUUAUGACUGCACAGCAGUCGUUUACGGUAAAACUUAUACAGCGUAGCAAGCUCAUGUUUACUGCCAUUACACUUCCCUUCUGUCAGUGAGGACAGGUGAAGACUUGGACUUUUUUUUUUUUUUUUUUUUUAUAUAUAUUUUUUUUUAUAUCUGUAUGUCCAGAAAUGUUGGGAAGUGCAGGAUAGGGGAAAAAAAACAAAAAAAAACUUCCAAAUAUCCAGAAGAUUUUUCAGUGCAGACGAUAGAGGAAUAAAACCUAAUUUCAAAAAUGUACAGUUUUAAUGUCCUUAAUUAUGUCCCAGUGCACAAAGUUUAUAAAUUGACAGUGGAAAAACACACAAACAAAAUGAACAUACAUCCUAACAAACCUGAUGAAACAAAAAGAGAAAAUAAGUCAUUCUGAAACCAAACCUUUUCUUUGCGAUCCCAAACUUAACAUUACAAGUCAUUUGACUGAUGCUUUUAUCGAAACUGACUUAUAGUUGAUUAGACUAAGCAGGAGGCAGUCCUCCCCUGGAGCAAUGCAGGGUGAAGGGCCUUGCUCAAGGGCCCAACGGCUGUGCGGAUCUUAUUGUGGUUACACCGGGGAUCGAACCACCGACCUUGCGGGUCCCAGUCACGU